Messenger RNA from Portunus trituberculatus (swimming crab), 2577 nucleotides. RefSeq lists its product as uncharacterized. Lineage: Eukaryota; Metazoa; Arthropoda; Malacostraca; Decapoda; Portunidae. The record is from RefSeq and is a predicted model, not a curated record. The transcript is spliced from 4 exons. The coding region runs from base 245 to 634 and encodes 129 amino acids.
AGUGAGAGUUACCGUCAGUGUGUUUGGACAGUUAGAGAAAGAAAGAAAACAGGAAGGGAAAGAAAAUGGAGGAAGACUGAUCUAUUUUCCUGCGUUCCUAUUGGUGCUUGUGGUCUGCCCGGAAGUAACGUCACAGGAAUUUUGGACGUUUCAAAGCCCAGAAUGCGUGAUUAACAGCAACCCCCACAAACACCCAGUCUUAAACACGGCCAUCAACUGGAUUAAACUCGAGGCGGUCAGUAAAAUGUCCCCUACUUUCUACUUGGCGUAUCGCGGCUCUACUUGGCACGCUGAGGGGGACUGUAGGCUCAAGGCAAGGCAUCUGUACAGGGUGAAGAAGCUCAGCAAGCAUGUCUUUGGCUUCGAUCCCAUCUGGCCCGAGGGAAGUGAGGUUAUCAAGUGUAGCAAGAAUUUUGGACUCACUGAUAGAUCGUUUGGGUUCAUCUCCUGUGCUCAAGAUGAAAAACAAGCGUCUGAGGCAGCAAAGGAGUGGCUGGACAGUCUGCCCUUCGCCUACACAUGGGAGUUGGUGUGGGCGGGCGUGGGUGUGGGCGUGUUACUGCUGGUGGUGAUGGUGGUGGUCCUCAUCAUUAGACACAAGAGAAUGCACCAAGCUUCUUUGCGUGUGACUUGAGUGUGUGCGUGCGUGUUACUUUUUUUUUUAUUUCUUGAUUUUUUGGCGUUUUUUUGCAGUUUUUCUCAUUUGUUUGUAUUUUGAUAUAUUUGUAUUUUUCUUCUAUAAAUUUUUUGUCUUGUAUUCCAUCUAUUACUUCCUUUCCUCUCACAGUGUCUAUAUUUAUCUAUCUAUCGUUCUAUAUCUAUCACCUAUUUCUAUCUAUCUAUCUAUCUAUCUAUCCAUCACCAUUUUCUCUAUUUAUCUAUCUACCCAUCGUUUUCUCUAUCUAUCUGUGUGUGUGUUUUCUACUUUUGGAUAUCAAAUUUUAAGCAAGCUUGUACAUCAACAGCAAUAAAAAAACACCAAAAACAAACAAGAUUAUUAAAUUCAUCUGGUUUUUCUUGUCGAUCUUCCAAAAUUCUUCGUCAGAGAGAGAGAGAGAGAGAGAGAGAGAGAGAGAGAGAGAGAGAGAGAGAGAGAGAGAGAGAGAGAGAGAGUGGGGUAACAAAUCAAACAACACAAUAAUUUGAGUGUCUUAAAAUUAGUUAUUUAUUAAUUUUUUGUUCAUUGCAUUCCGUUCAUUACAAAGAUAUACAUUUGUUACAAUAUUCCUGUAUUUUUUUUUUUUUUUCUUGUUUUUUCUUGUUUUUUUUCUUUUCUCAACAAAGUCACGUGUUUCAAUCAUUUUUUUUUUUUUUGCGUUCCUAACUUCAUCUUGUUGCUUGAUACUUCGCUCCUAACUGGCUGUGUCUGUAACUUACCACUACCACACAUAGUACAUGCACUAUUACACCUUCCUAACUUUGCUGUGUCUAUUACCACACACAUACUCAUUCACCUUCCUAACUGGUUGUGUCUCUAACUUACACUACCAUACACCCGUUCAUGUUCCUAACUUGGCUGUCUCUAAUUAGUUCACCUUCCUAAUUGGUUGUGUCUCUAACUUACAAUACCACAUAUUCGUUCACCUUCCUAACUUGGCUGUCCCUUACAUUAUUACAAACCCGUUCACGUUCCUAACUGGCUGUGUCUCUAACUUACACUAGCGCACACACACACACACUCAUUCACCUUCCUAACUUAUCUGUGUUCCUAACUUACCCCACACACACUCAUUCCUUCUCUCUAUGAACCCACUUUUAUUUUUUUUAUUAUUAUUCUCUCUCUCUCUCUCUCUCUCUCUCUCUCUCUCUCCAAUUCACUAAUAAUUUUUCCUUCUCACUAUAUAUAAAUCUACAAGUUUCUAUUUUAAUUCUUUCUUUCCUUCCUCUCUCUCUCUCUCUCUCUCUCUCUCUCUCUCCUUCAAUUUUCCUGGUUUUCCAAUUCUCUUAUAUCUUUUCCUUCUCUCUUAAUAAAUCCACCUUUUUUAUUCCCCUCCUAAAGAUUUAUCAGCCAUUAUUUUCAUUAUUUCUUUUUCUUUUCAUUUUCCUUCAUUUGUAUCCCCACUCACACUUCCAUUUCAUCUUUUUCCUUCUGCAUAAAUUAACUGAUUUUUUUUCCUCCUCCUAUAUAUUUAUCAGUCAUUAUUUUCAUUAUUUCUUUUCAUUUUCAUUCUUAUUCAUUUGUUUUCCCACUAACAAUGUCCUCUGAAUAACUUCACUAAUAUAUUUUUCCUCCUACACAUUUAUCAAGCAUUGUUUUCAUUCCCCUGUCCUUUUUUUCUUCCUUUUCUUCUUUUUUCUCUUGUUUUCACACUAACAAAAACAAUUUAUUACUUUUCUUCUCUAUAUAAAUUCACAUCGUCAAUUUUUCUUCCUCUUACGAAUUUAUCAACCAUUAAUUUCGUUUUCCUAACAAUUCAUUUUUCUUCUCUAUAUAAACCCACAUCGACUUAAUUUUCCUGCUGUCAGAUCCUCAACCACUACACAGACUAACACUCUGCCCACUUCUUACCUAAUGCUUUGUACCAAUAGUGAAAGCACGGAUUCAUUCAUUAUUUGUCUAACUCAAAAAUAAGAAAC